AUGGAUUUUCAGCACCAGCAACUUGCAGCCUUUCGUGGAGAAGACUCGCUUGACGGACAGCGAUGGGAUGGGUUGCUGUUGUUGAAGGUACGGCUGCUGCGAACGAAAACCGACGAGAGGCUGCUGAAGUGGGUCGCCGGCGAGGGGUUUUCUCUUGUCUUCUUGGUCGCCCAGAUGUCCAGUGGCUGGAGAACUCGUCUGAUUGUUUGGGAGUUCGCCGGAAUCUACCGCUCGAUUUCUCUUCCCGCAGUCACACACGCGGACGGAGAUCGGGGCGCACCGAUAGGAUGGGUUCAAGCGAACGAAAGGUGGAUUAAAUGGCGAUUGGAAGUCUGGUGUUUGGGCGAUGGUGCUCUGCACGAUUCAGGGAAGAAUUUGGUCGACUCAAUGAAGAAGGGGAGAGACUUCAUACUCGGAGCAAACCAAUCGGAAGUCGCCGGAAAGAAAUUGAAAGGAAGGCAUCUUUUGAUUGUUGAUUUUCGCCGGCGAGCCCUCAACCCUCAGAUUGCUCUGAUUUCCUUUCAUCCAUCAGAGUUCUAUAUUCAAUUAGUAUACUUUGUGGGCUUUUGUGGAUUGAAAGACUUCAAUUUGGAUAAAGGCACUAAUGAUGUGGAGGAAUUACCUGAUGUUGAAGUUGAGCUAUUGGAAAAAGGAGAUAAUGAUGAUUUUGAGAUUGAAUUUGAAGGAAGAAAUGAUGCUGGGAAUGCAUGA
Messenger RNA from Striga asiatica, 711 nucleotides. Lineage: Eukaryota; Viridiplantae; Streptophyta; Magnoliopsida; Lamiales; Orobanchaceae. The record is from the annotation of a GenBank genome assembly.